AUGCCGAUGGCGGCUGGCAGCUUCUACCUUGUUCGGUUCAAUGUGCCUGGUCGAGAGAUCUGGCACGAACGGCUCGUCAUCCAGGGGGCUCUCAUCAAGACCCCUGAUGGCGACGUCUGCCACGAUUUCCAUGUGCUCUCCAGGGACGCCAGGGGCAUCAAGCCGCUCAGCGGGCAGGGCGCCGCGGUCGACGGGAUCGAGGCGGCGAGCGCGUACCGCUUCAAGCGGCCCCCCGCGGCGGUGCAGGUGUGGGGCGCGCUGCGCGAGGCGGCGGCAGGCGGUGCUGCGGCGCUCCCGCACGAGGACUUCGCGCUGGAGCUCGGCGAGGGGAAUGUGAUCGGGAUGGCGCCUGGGCCGCUCUUUCUGCGCGACCCGCUCGCGGCCCCCGUGCCUGCCGCGGCGGGGCCGCUGGUGGCCGCGGCGCCGCCCGCGUUGGGGGCCGCCUCCGCGCCUCUCGCGCCUCCCGACCCCUUGGGGGAUGCGCUGGCCGCGGCGCUCAGGCCUGGCGCCCCUCCCGGUGCUCACGCUGGAGGCACGGCCGCGCCUCCUGCGGGAGAGCACCCGAGCAACGACUUCCGCGUCCUCGCGGCGGCGAGGGGCUCGCGGGGUCGCCGCGACCGCUCCUUCGGCGACGCGCUCAAGGAGCAGACUGAGUGCGAGCGCGAGGACUGGCCCGCGCUUGGGCCUCGGACGUUGCUCUGGGUCCUCCAGUUCAUGCUUCGGAUGGCUGGAGGUGCCGUCGCGUGGCACACGCGGUGGCACGCCGUCAUGGGCCUGGCCGAAGGCGACGAGGCGGCGAAGCAGCACGAGACCAUCUGCCGCAUCCUGGAGACGUCGAUGGUGCACGACCAGCUCGUCAUCACCGAGCUGGCCAGCUUCGAGUAUCUUGCUCGGCAGCUGCAGCUGAUCGAGGAGAGGGUCUACGACGAGAAGACUCGCAAGGCCGCCGCCGCGCUUAAGGGGCAGGGCAAGAAGGACUCCACGCCCCAGGACGCUCUGUCCACGGAGGUCGGCCACUUCCUGGGGAUCGGAGAGACGAAGGGUAACUUGUGCAUCUGCCCCGCGCUGAUGCAGUUUAUCGCAGAGCAGAUGAGGGACGAGGCGGCGGUAUCGAAGGAACGACGCAAGGCGCGUGAGGAGCGCGCCUUGCCCCCCGCCUUCGCCAGCGGGAUGCUCUGCCGCUGCCGCCCCUCGACGUGGGCGACCGUCUUCACGCCGUUAACGGUCGGCGCCCUCGCCAGCGCGCAGCUCGCGGUGCGGCUUGGCGCCGGUGGUGCAACGAGGGUAUCGAUGCACUCAACUGGCUCCAUGAUCGUUCUGCUGCGGGACGUCUCGCGGGUGCUCUCUACGACCCCAGGCUACCAGCGCGCCUCGCGGGUCAGACCCUACGACAAGGCCCUCGCGGCCUGGCCUGCGCUCUCGGGACCCCCCGUCGAGGUCAGCUCCGUCGCGCAGCAGGCCGACGCCGUCCAGUUGCAGGGUUGGAGGCAGGGUAUGCUGAGAUCCGCAGGCGAGGUCGAGGAGCUGCAGGUGUCGUUAGGCGCUCAGCAACCCUACGUCGACCCUCUGCUUCGCGAUCCUCGGAAGUAUGCUGAGUUUUUGAACGCGACGCUGCAGCGCCACAUGAUCGAGUGGACUGUUGCGUCACCUCCUUCUUCGCCCUACUCCGUCGGGAUUUUCUUUGUCGAGAAGAACGGCGGCAAGCUGAGGUUAGUCUUAGACACGAGGGUGGCGAAUACUUAUUUCAAGCCUCCUCCGAACUCCGUGCUGCCUACCCCAUCGGCACGGGCCUCCCUCGAGUCGUCAGGCGACUUCUAUGUGGCCCAGGGGGGCAUCCAGUGCGCCUUCUACCACAUGGCGGUGCCGCCCGACCGCGGGGACUUCCUCCGACUGCCCACGAUCUCCAACCGUUUCGUGGGCCUGAAGAACGUCGGCUCCCUGAGCGUGGGUCGCCGCGCUCUCCUGCAGCCCGUCGUGCGUUUGAUGCCCAUCGGCUGGAACUGGGCGCUCUACUUUUGCCAGUCGGCUCUGGUGCGCGGUAUGAUCGACGCGGGGAUCCAGCCGAACCGUCAUCUCGCCGAUGGAGCCGCGCCCACCCCGCUCGCCAGUAGGAGCGACCUGGUGGCAGCAGGGUACGUUGACAACUUCUGCGCGGUGUCCCAGUCAGCCGCUUUGGCGACCGCCAAGGCUCGGGAGCUGGCGCAGACGCUGACCUCUAGAGGCUUGCCCGUGCACGACUUCACUGAGGCCCAGACGGAGGGCGUCUGCACGGGCAUCCAGUUCUCGGGCAAGACAGGGAUGCUGCGCGCGAGGCCCGACCGCCUCGCCCGCCUGCGGCGGGCCACCCUGGCCCUCGCGAGCCGCGGGUCUGCGUCGCGCGGGGCCCUGGCCUCUAUAGUAGGUCACGCCACGUGGGCUAUGAUCAUGCGGAGAGAGUGCCUGCCGAUAUUCAAUGGCGUUUAUCGUUUCAUUCAAGGGGCGUGCAUGAAGAAACUGGACCCCUUCGUUCUCUCGUCCACGGGCCGCGUUGCAGAGAAGUGGAGGUAUAGAGUCUCGGAGGCGAUUUCCGCCAGGGCCCAUGCGUUCGAAGGUGGAGGAGGUGAUGAGGGUGCUCAAGAUGCUGCUGUCGGUUGCUCGUUGCCGUCGGACGUGCUGCUCGGGGAGGGGGGCGUCGGCUCCGUCUCGGAUUUCGUCGGGGUGCCGUCGGUGCUGUACGAUUCGGAAGAGUGGGUUAUCAUUCAUUCCAGUCGUCAUCGCCGUGCGGGUCUCAACAUCCUGGAGUAUGAGGGGGAGGCGCUCUGCUUUGCUGUUCGUCAUGUUCACAGCACUUGCGACAUCUCCUCCGACGCUUGGCCGCUGUCAGUCAGUCUCACCACGGGUAUCCGCGCGAUCGUUCGAUGGAUUCCGAGUGGGCGGAACGUCGCAGAUGGCCCCUCGCGGACGGGCUUCUUCGCGGGGCCGUGGAAGGACUUCGAAGCUGAAGCAGGCGACCAGCGGUCUCUUCUUUACCCAGGGCUGCUGCAGUUGCUGAGGGGGGAGACCUCGUUUCUCGAGAACGCUGCGGUGACGCAGCGGGCACAGGACUCCUACCACGCUCACGCCGCCCGCGUCCACCGGUGGUGCACGUGGACGGGGCAGUCGUUCGAGACUGCCGCCAGGCUGGCCGCACUGCUGCCGGUCUUCUUCGGGAACCUCUGCCUGGGCAUGUUCGACACCGCGACAGGGCGCAUGACGAUGGCAGCCCUUCGCCACCUAUUGCCGCACUUGCUGACGGGCCCCCGCGCUCUGCCGAGAGCCGCGCGGGCUCUCGAGGGCUGGGGCCGCCUAGUGCCGCCGCAGAUGCGGCUCCCGCUGCCGCGCUCGGCGAUGCUCGCCGUGGUGGGCCUCCUGAUCCAGGACAGGAGGUUCGCGGAGGCGGUCUUUGUGAGGCUGGCGUUCGACACCUACCUCAUGCCCAGCGAGGCCUAUCGCCUGGUGGCGGCCAGCCUGGUGGAGCCGCGUGCGGGGUCAGUCGACGGCCAUCAGCAUUGGGGCAUGAUCGUGAACGAUGCGACGACGGGCGGCCCUGGCAAGACGGGCGUGACCGACGAGAGCGUCAACAUCGACAACGCGAGCUUGUGGCCCCUCUUCCAGGGCUUGAAGCGCCACCGCGCUCCGAUGGAUCCGCCGUGGAGCUUCGCGCCCUCGGUGAUCCGCCAGGUCUUCCGCGAGGCGUGCGCCGGGCUCGGCAUCUGGGACGGCGUCUCGACCCUGUGCGCGCUCAGGCACGGGGGGGCCUCCGACGAUCUCCUAUCGGGCCGCCGCUCGAGGAAGGAGGUCAGGGGCCGCGGGGGGUGGGUCACCGACGCCUCCCUCAACCGCUAUGCCAAGCGGUCUCGGAUGCAGCAGCUCAUCGCCGCGCCCCCGCAGUGCGCGGUGGCGCUGGGCAGCGCCGUGGGCGGGCGCGAGGAAGAGCUCAUCUCGACGACGACGACGCGAGCGCGUUCGCUGCCGCCUCUGCCACCCGACCUGCCGGCAGCGAAGCUGCCCAAGCGGGUUCACGCCCCCCUGCUGAGCCGCAGGUGGCGCUUCGGUUGA
Molecule: messenger RNA, 4077 nt
Organism: Prorocentrum cordatum
Lineage: Eukaryota; Dinophyceae; Prorocentrales; Prorocentraceae
Source: the annotation of a GenBank genome assembly